Penaeus monodon (black tiger shrimp) is the source of this 4282-nucleotide messenger RNA. RefSeq names its product mucin-17-like. The record is from RefSeq and is a predicted model, not a curated record. Lineage: Eukaryota; Metazoa; Arthropoda; Malacostraca; Decapoda; Penaeidae.
GGAAGCAUAGAAGUUGUGCCACUAAGAAGUCGCAGAUCUAGCACUGCUUCGUCCUCUGAAGAUAAACACCCCCAGAUCCCUGAAGAGCCAGCAUGUCCAAAGAAGAGCGCCCUCAAAAAUGCCCCAGUGGGUCUGGCUUCACCACGCACAAAGAGCGACAGGACAUCACUGUUGAAAAGUGACCCCAUGGGUAAAUGCUCCCCCAGGAAUAGCUCGCCUGCCAGAGCAACUCGUUCAAGCUCAGGAUACACCGAAGCACCUACCAACCUUCCUGCCAAAAGUGGCACACCCGUUCGUACAUCAUCAAGACUUGCCUCCAGAAAGGAAUCCCAUACAGAUUCAUCGUGUGAGAAUGGCUCAUCAAGCGAAACCUCGUCCAAAGGAGGUAAUACAGGUAGAUCCUCUCUCAAGAAAAUGUCAUCUGAUGUACCCUCCACCAGUAGUGACAUGGCAGCAGGACAGUUGAAUGUCUCUGCUAAAGUGGACAGUGAAUUGCUUACUGCCUCAGUCACAGAAAUUAAAUCUCCUACAAGAUCCUCAACCUUUAAGUCAUCCCAAGACAAGAAAGUGGCCAGCUCAUCUUCAGGGAAUGAAUCGCCAGCACGGUCACUUUCACCAUCAGUAAGCAAAACCCCGGUUAGGUCAGCCUCUUUGCCCUUAGUGACUAAAACGCCUACAAGGUCAUCUCCAUUGAAUUCUGCGAACAAAGCCCUUUCAUCACCUACGAACAAAAGAUCAUUGAGAUCUCCUUCUGUUAACAAAACACCUGUUAGAUCACCUAUGACUAAUACACCAGCAAGAUCACCUGGGAGACCACCAUCUGUUAAUAAAUCUCUCAUGCGAUCACCAGCAGCCAAUACAAUCUCUGUGAAAUCACCCUCUAGUAUUAAAUCGCCUCUCACAUCACCUACUGUAAGCAAAACUCAAGUGACAUUAGCCUCUGCCAGUGAAACCUCCAUGACCUCACCCAUCAGAGUGUCUCGAAGAUCACUCAGUUCUGACAGAUCACCUCUCGCCUCACCUUCAGUCAGCAGAACACAUACAAGGUCAUCCUCCAUCAGCAAAUCCCCUGGACGACCGCCUGCAGAAAAGGGUCUUCCUAAGCAUUCCCCAAAGAAGAGCUCAUCCCCAUUUAGAGCAGCAGACUCAAACAGUAAAGGAUCUGCUAAAGAAGAUAGAUGCUGAACCUGUAAUGACAACCCGCAGUCUGAGGCACCGGCGAGUGACUUACUCAUUAUCAUGAGUGACUGCCAUGUAGCCUUUGCUGUUCACUGAAGGCUCUAUUCCACCGUGGCUGUCUGGAUUGUGGAUUGGACGAGUAGUUGCUCAGCUGGUGGCAGAAGAAGUAGCUGUGGGAUGGCAGACCAAGGUGGCAGCCAUGGAUAGUCGUGGUGGAAGACCCAUGUUGUGGAAACUAACUGUAUUGCUAACCUUAGCCUUGAAUACUUAAUGUCUCUUUUGGCACACAACUUUCCCAUUUGAGUUUGGGUUGUUUGGUGUGUCUACUGUCAGGAUGUGAUAUUAUCCAACCACUGAUAUCUGCUAUGUUAAGGACUUGUCAAUCAUAUUAUUUAGGAUUGUAACAUCUCUUUUAAAACCUGGUUUAAGAGUUUGAAGUUUGACUCAAAAGAAGAUAGGUUUUGUUUUGUUUUUGUUUUAUUUGUUUUGUAUGUUGUGUCAAUAGUAAAGUUUAUAUGAAUUAUUUUUGUAGAAUUUAGUUCUUUGAUGAUGUUAUGGAUUUAAGUUGUGUAAGUCAUAAUGCACUGACUGCACAGAAAAUGCUUUUCUUAAACAUUGUUUUAGAUUUUGUUCUUGUUAAGUUCUCUUUGUAGUAUUUUUCAAUUAGUACAUUUUGAAAGUCCAAGUAGAUGUAGCUUAUUUUGUUUAGACCAAUCAAAAUACUUUGUAUUUUAUGGUGCAAGGAGGGCUAUUAACAUAAUGAAUCUUUUUGUAAUAGUAUAUUACAUAUAGUUAAAUGAACAACACUGGUGUACAGGUAUUACCAUUAUCAUGAGUUAGUUGUAGAUGAUACCGUACAUCCAUUUACUUAAACUAAUUUUGGAUGUUUGUAUAAAUAUAUAUGAUACUUAAAGGUUGCAAUGUGCAAAAUGAUGUUGAAUAUAAUGUGAUAUAUAUUUGCUUUCCUUACACUUAGAAUUGCAUUUUUAUGUACCAUAUAUGUUUUGGAUUAGGGAAUUAAUCUUCAAGAAAGAAAACAUUACUUUUUAUAAUAUUUACUGCCUUAGAAAAUGUAGCGAUGUAAAACAAGAUUAGCUGCAAGCGAUUGUGGAUAUUGUAUUGGAAAUACACACAAUUUUACAUUCCUUUAUAAAGUCUCAGUAAUGCUUGGUAUCACUUUUGUUUUGAGAAAGCAGCCGUAGUGGAGUAUUUACUCUUGUGAUAAAUAUUGUUGCCUCCCUGUAAAGUGAUCUUUGUGCCAGCUGUUCUGGUGGAAAAGCUGUGCUUAAAAACAAUCAGUAUUGUAUAAGAGUGAACAGGACCCUAAUUCUAUAGAGCAAACUCCCUUGCACCUAAGUGUCUGUGUUAUGUGCUUGGAAUAAAGUAAUGUUUUAGGUCAUUAAUGAGUUUUCAGUGUAGCAGAAAAGCUUUUUGUGGACAGUAAAAAUGGAAUUAUUUGCAUGUUACCUAUAGAUAGAGAAUUAUGUAAUAACCAAUUCUUUCAUGUUGGAAAUAAAAGGGCGUUUUUAUGAUAAUUAAAUGGUUAUUAAGCUGGAAGGGUUUGCUAUCAUCACAGGCCACUGUAUGCCAACUGGAAAAUUUUGUUUACAUAAGAUUCUGUAGAUUUCAUCCAUUGCAAAUGUUUAUAAUUUUUACAACUGACCUUUUUUCUGGGUAGCAUAAUGAAAAGUAUUUUUUUUUUUUUUUAAGUGCCAAAACUCCCAUUGUAUAUGAAGUGCCACAAAGUCAUCAGAAAAAAAAAUUGGUUAAUAAUAAGCAGUUUGCAUUGUUUUUUGCACCACUUAAUUCUUAAAAAUAAUUGCAUUUUCCCUGUGUUCAUUUUGAUGUUAAAAGAAUUGUUACUCUUCCAUCUUUUGUUUGUAAUUGUCCUAUGGCAGUUUUUGUGAAUUUUUGAUUUUGUAUUCUGUUCACCAUUGAUUAUUAUCAUUAAAUAAUUGUCAGAGCAGUGUGACUUCAAAUAUGAUUAAUUUAUAAGAGCGAAAAUACAAGCACAGUAAUGUGUGUACAAAGUAAGAUGGCCACAGGAAAAAAAAAAUAUAUACUCUUUUUUUUUUGUGUGUGGACGGGUUUCAUUUCAUGAUUUUGUAUGAAUAUUAUCAGUUUAUUUGAUAUUUUAAUGUUAAAAAAAACAUAUGCAUUCUACCACUGAACAUUAAAUUGAGUCCAGUUCUGCUCUUUUGCAAUACGUGCAUCCAUAUGCACGAGGACUGUGAAAGAAGUUUAUUUUAGCUUCAGUCAUAUCGAUCAGAUUCAUGAAAAUAACCUCACCUUAUAUUCAGCUCUGAAGUAUGUUAGUAGUACAUUAAUUUUUUUAAAUGGUUAUAUAUAUUUAAAAAAAAAAAAAAGUCUUCCAUUAUUCUUGAAGGGAAUACAGUUUUUCUCUUGAAAGACACUGUGAUUACAAGAUGGUUGCAGAGGUUGUAAUACAGUUCUUGUAAAACAUACAUAUUAGUUUUGUAUUGUUAUCCUGAACUGGGUGUAUUUUAUUUCUACUGUAUUUAUAUUAUUAUUGUUGAGUGAGAUUUAAUGGUGAUGAUAUUCGGAAGGUGUAUUACUAAGAGCAAUUUCCUUCUUUAUACAGAACAAUAUUGUAACUAGACCAUAACACAUAAAGAUUGGUUUUGCUAUAAAGAUUAAAUAAAUGAAAAACCAAAACUUCAUUGUGUUGUGUUGCAUAUAUUGCCAUUGUAACAAGUGUUUUUAUAAUUUAACUGCAAGCUUAGAUUAACUGUUUUUAUUUUGCAGUACAUUACACAUAAGGGUGAUUAGUUCCAUCCUGCCUUUAUUUUUCUAUUUCUUAAUUCUUAGAUUUUUGUUCCUUUGAUUUCAAAACUAUGCCUGUGAAUUGUGCAGUAACAGCCUGCAGUGUGACUAAUCUAUAUUUUGUGAGAAUUAAACUUCAAGAGAACAUUAUUUCUCUCCUUUUUUUUUUUUCUUUUUUUUUUUUGACAUACAGCAAGUAUGGAAGAAAACACAUGGAAAAAUAGAGUUUAGGUUGACAGGAAGAGUUUAAUUUGUCUAAGCUGCUUACAGGUGUGAAAUUCGUACUUAGAUAAAAUUAAAGAUUUUUCUCAAGAGGUUC